Molecule: messenger RNA, 2242 nt
Organism: Sesamum indicum (sesame)
Lineage: Eukaryota; Viridiplantae; Streptophyta; Magnoliopsida; Lamiales; Pedaliaceae
Product: Leucine-rich repeat (LRR) family protein
Molecular function (GO): protein binding
Source: RefSeq, a predicted model, not a curated record
AAUCACCAAAUCCAUGAAAUGACACGCACAUAACAAGUAGCAGACAAUCUGCUGCUCUGACCACUUCACCAUUUCCAAGCUUUUCUUUUCUUUUUUUCUAAUUCUUCCCGCGUUAAUCAAAUAUCUGUUGAUUGAUUCUUUAUUCUUUCCUCUUCAACAACUUCAUCUCUUUCUUGCAGAAUUCAUCCAACAGCUGACCCUUUCAACUCCCUAUCUUCAACUCCAUCAAACUCCCUUCUUCUCUCUCUCUCUCUCUCGCUCUCUUUCUCUCUCAUGUCUAUCUCGCUUGCGAUUAUCCACCAUGAUGAUCACCCCCUUCCUCUUCUUGUCAUUUCUCCUGCUCCCAGUUGCCUUAUCUCAGCUCUUCAGAGAUGUAUUUAUUGAUUGUGGAGCUAAUGUUAAGUCCACCUUCAACGACUUGGAAUGGCUCCCAGACAACGAUUACAUAUCCGCAGGAACUUCCAAGAAUAUUACAGCACCAGUUCUGGUCCCAACUCUGGCCACUGUGCGUACUUUUCCUCUACAGAACAAUGCUUUCAAGAAGUUCUGCUAUGAAAUUCCGGUUGAUCGGACGAGGAAAUACCUAAUCAGGGCAACAUAUUACUAUGGGGGAGUUAAUGGGAACGUUAAUCCCCCUGUUUUUGAUCAGAUAGUUGAUGGGACACUGUGGAGUGUGGUGAAUACAACUGAUGAUUAUUUAAGAGGGGAUUCGAGUUAUUACGAAGGGGUGUUUAUGCCCACAGGGAAGAAUUUGAGUGUGUGUUUGGCUGCGAAUACUUAUACCGAUUCUGACCCUUUUAUUUCAGCUCUUGAGGUUGUGCUUUUGUGGGAUCAGUUGUACAAUUCCACAGAUUUUAAAGCUUAUUCUUUGAGUUUGGUGGCAAGGCACAGCUUUGGGUAUGAUGGACCAGUGAUAGCAUAUCCCGAUGAUCAGUUCUAUCGCUACUGGUCACCAUUUGGAGAAGAUGCAUUUCCCCAAUCAAGUUUACCAAAUCUUGCUGUUUCCGGUAUCUGGAACCUGCCCCCUCCAAAAGUGUUCCAAACACGGUUAGCAAAAAGUCAGCCUGAGCCUCUAACAUUAUUUUGGCCACCGGGUCCUGUUGCAAGUGACAAUUAUUCUAUUGCUCUAUACUUUGCGGACGAUCAAACUGCUUCAGGGAGCUCUAGAACAAUUGACAUAACCAUAAAUGGUGUUGCAUAUUACAAUAACUUGAGUGUGAUUCCAGCUGGUGUUGUUGUGUUUGCAAAUCCAUGGCCUCUUUCUGGCAUUACGAACUUAACCUUGGCUCCUUCUCCUGGAUCAACUGUCGGUCCUCUGAUCAAUGCUGGAGAGGUUUUCCAUAUGCUUCCCACUGGAGGGAAAACUCUCCCACGUGAUGUAAUUGCAAUGAUAAAUUUGCGCAAAAGCUUUCAGAAUCCUCCAGCUGAUUGGCAUGGUGAUCCAUGUUUACCCAGUGGAUAUUCAUGGACUGGGGUUACUUGUUCCGAAGGACCCCGGAUUCGAAUAAUCACAUUAAACCUGACGAGCAUCGGCCUUUCAGGAUCAAUUUCACCAAGUAUUUCCAGGAUGACGGCACUAAAUAGCAUCUUGCUCGGAAAUAAUAGCUUGAUGGGAACUAUUCCAGACCUCAGUUCAUUGAAGGGAUUGGAAAUUUUGCAUUUGGAAAACAAUCAGCUUGGUGGAACGAUUCAUCCAUCAUUGGGAAACUUAAGGAACUUACGAGAACUCUUUCUUCAGAACAACAAUCUAACUGGUCAAGUACCAAGCAACCUUGCUCAAAAACCUGGAUUGACACUCAGGUAUACUCCUGGCAAUCCAUUCUUGCAUCCUUAACAGCCAUAAGGUUGUCCGAUCCACCAUUCUUUGGUCUGCUAAAAGUUCUUGCAAGAUCGAGCAGAAGGGUUGAUCAAGUUGUUCAGUUAUAGUUGUCUGAGGUAUAGGAAUUCAGGUUUACGGUUCGCCCACUUAACCACUUUUCCACUAUUUUCAUGAGAACCGGUAUUCGAUUCAUUCUAAAUCACUGCCAGUCAGAAAAUGAACAUGAUUGAUCCUUAGUUCAAGUGUACAUCAUUGUUUUUUUGUACCAAAGGGCUGUUUGUUCUUUCGACAGUUCGCAGCAUUUUUAUAACAUUCUUUUUCUGUAUUAUUUUUGCACAGUUAGCCUGUAAACUUCCCGUCUGAUUACUGAAUAACUCUCCUUGUAUCUCUUGGUAAUGGUUCUUACACCGUUUUUUCUCAGUU